CCGCCGGCUCACCGUGCUGCUGUGCAAAGCAAAGACACCUCAGACACCGAUUGCGACACCACACUACACCCCAACGACUCUCAUCCUCCGUGGACCUCCGCAGCCAUGGCCAUGGCUGGGCUCAAGACCAUCAUCGUGCUCUCAUUUAUACUGGCCAUUGGAUUCCUCCUGGUCAUCCUCUCCUCGGCCCUCUUCGAGUCCUACCUCACCCUGCUCGUUGUCGCAACCUACAUAAUCGCGCCUUUGCCCAACUGGAUAUGCGGGAAGGCACAAGCAAACGAGGACUUCAUGGACAGUGGGAGCAAUAGCAUCGUCGAAUUGGGAAGGUUCUUGACGGGAUUUCUGGUGGUCAUGGGAAUUGCGCUGCCUAUCGUCCUUGCACAUUGUGAUCAGAUUAAGAUUCCCGCUAUGAUCAUGAGCAUUGUCGGCGGUCUGCUCAUCUACGGCACCAUCAUCUCAUUUGGCCUGUUUUUCCGAGAGCAGGAGGAGUUCUAGCAAGCAGGAUCUCUCUGAUCCGGAGCCCAUACACCACAGAACGCGCAAUCUACGCUGCUCCCUUGUCGCAAACAUAUACUUCUCCUUUCUUUGUGCCCAACCACCGAUGCUACAGUAACUGCCACUGCUGCUCCUAGGACUCAGAGCUGCUCAGACAGAUAUCAUUCGCCCCCCAAACUUUCAAGCAACCUUCCCGUGGCGUCAUGAAAUGAUAAUAGCUUCGGGGGCAAGAUGUGGUUGGCCACAUGGGCACAUCCCAAUUUAAUGGAUUUCACAGGCCUGCAUAGCUCUUCCCUUUUGGGGCCACCCCUCGUUGGCCCGCUGUCCAUCCCCGACAUGGAUGUUGUUAUUGCGCAUUGUUGUGACAGGGAUCUUUGAAAGCUGAUUGUUAUCAAUGGGGAUGCUUCUCGCUGCAUUUGCAUCCUCUUGCGAUACGAACUCCUGUUUUCCACCAGUCUUUCCUCGCGAAAGAAGCACUGCAGCCAUGGCCUGUGGUCGGGAACUCAGUCCGAUUCCAGAACUCCUGCAGGAAUAUGAAGACUCUUCACUCAGCGAAGUCUCGGCGGACAGAAGAGCAAGCAGCCCCGAGGACGAAGGCUAUGCCUCCGAAACACGACGAUUAAGCGUAGAUCAAAUGCUCGAUGAACUUAGCAAAAUUUCGCGCCGAGUCAGCCUACCCGCUUCCGACGACAUCAGCAUCGAUGAGGCAUUACACUCGCCAGUGCCAGUCAAGACGGGCGCUCCGCCGACUUCAAGAUUUGAUCGCAAGAACAUCGCAGGAGACCUGGAAUCAUUUUGGACCACUGUGCGACAAGAGGUUUCGAUUCUACGGAGCAGCUACGACCAAGCCCAGGCCGACUCAGUAGUACUGCUCGAAGAGGUGAAUGCGAAAAGCAAAGAAGUCGAAGAGAAAGACGCCAUCAUCGCCAAACUGAAGGCUGAGUUGGCAUCCGAGCGAAAAGCAGGCAGACAACUCCAAGACGCAAUGGAAGAUUUGCUAGCCUGGGUCGAGACAAAUCAACGAGAUACAUGUACCCUUCCAGCAGCAAGUCCGGUGUGCGGCAGGAAAGCACAUUGCAUAUACGAAAGACUGGACAAUAUUCCCACGUUCGGAAUCGCCUUUCAAUCGAAACCCAAAAAUGAGGUCGUAUUGUGGAGGAUACAAGUCGUCGAGUGCUACGACUCCCAGGGACAGCCAGUAUACUACCGUGGAAGUCAGUUGCCAAAGACGCUGAGGUCGUACAUCAAGUUCUUGCAGUUUUGGUCCGGGGAUAGACUUCCAGUAGUAUCCGGCGGCACUAUUUCCUGUCUAUGGUGCAACGAAAGAGGGUUGCAAAGCUUGUGGCACAAGGGUUCUGCAGGGCUGAGGCCGUGUGUAGAGUGUACUUUGCGACAGAGACAUUGCUUCGCGGUUGUAGAUGGCGUAGUCAGAUGUUUGCCCAUCAAGGACAUCUCGGACUGUCUGAGGAGUGGGACUUAA
Messenger RNA from Sphaerulina musiva SO2202, 1975 nucleotides. RefSeq lists its product as uncharacterized. Bases 890 to 1975 code for a protein of 361 amino acids. Lineage: Eukaryota; Fungi; Ascomycota; Dothideomycetes; Mycosphaerellales; Mycosphaerellaceae. The record is from RefSeq and is a predicted model, not a curated record. The transcript is spliced from 3 exons.